GUGUUGCGUAGCUUUGUGGUUGUUUUGUUUUUUGCAACGCGACACGGAGGAAGGAGCUAAAAUCAACGAUGAGUUGGUUUGAGAAGGCCAAAACUGUUAUAAUUGAGGCCUUGGACAUCCAGGAUGAUGAUAACAGCAAUAAUAGCAAUAAGCCAUUGUCCACAUCAACGGACACGGCGCCAAUUGAGGGGGAGGACGUGGCCAGCGGGAGUGGUAGUGGGAGUGGCUUGGCAACCACCAGCAAAACAAUUGCGGGGGGAGUGCUAACGGGAGCUAAUGAGGGCAUGUCCUUGACAGAUGCAUCGCCGACAUUUUAUGAUAAUCCUCAUGCCAACGAAAUGGUUACUAUAGCACCAAAGGCCAGCGAUUCUGGAGCCGGAACAGGUGGUCCAGCUCAUACGAUGGCCAAGCGCCAAUCCGCCACAUCGGAUUCUAUAGACUUGCUGUCAUCACCAUCGGGUGGGAGUGAAGGUGAAGUACAUAUUCCUGUCGGGGUUUCGGCUGGUUUGGGAAAGCGACCAUCGGAAUCCUCAUUGGAAUUGAUAACAGCCACCACAGCCAGUGAAAUGGAAAUGUCACCAGAUACAGAGCCAUCGCUGCCCGACAGCAUAGUGAUUAUAGCCAGCAAUGAGACGUCAUCGGACAAUGACGAUGAUGAUGACUGCGGUCAGCUGGAAGGUCAUAAUCUGAAUGAUUCGACAAAAACCAUGAAGGCUUUGGUCUUCAGUGAUACCCAAAUGGCUGCCAAUGUGGCAAUGAGCACUGGUGCUGAUUCCGAUUCCACGCACAGCUUUGAGGACAUCCAGAUCCAAAUGCAACUAAGUCAGAAGAGUAAAGGUGAAUUCGAAAUGGAAGCGUCGGGCCAAACAGCCCAACAACACCAGCAGCAGCAGUCUUCCAAGUCAGCCGAUGUGGUAGACCAAAGCUAUUCAUCCACAUCGUCAGAUAUUGAGAUAAUCUCAAAUCCUAAUGGCGGUGACUCGAGUACAAAUAGCACCACAACACGAACUAGCCCACAGAAAUUUAAGGAAUUGGGCAGUGGCCCUAAUGCGGGCAAUAAAUCAUCAUCCUGCUCCUCCUCUGUUAUGAUGCUGAAGCCUAAGGGACAUCAUCGAGAGCCAUCGGAGAUAUCGUUGCUCUCACAGGAUUCCCAAACAGAGGAGCUCGAUAAGCUAGUGAAACGAAUUAGCGAGCUUAAUCAGGUAAUUGAAGUGCGCGAGCAACGUUUGCUUCAAUCGGAGCGUCAGAAUUCAGAGCUGCUGGAGCGAAAUCAGGAUUUGUUGGCCCAAUUAGAUGUGGCCAACAAUAGAGCCAAUAAUCCCGAUGCCACCGAGGCAGUGCAACGUUUGUCGGCCCUAGAAAAGAAAUUCCAAACGAGCAUUAGAGAGCGCGAUGCUCUACGCAUUCAAAUUAAAACCCUUAAAGAUGAGCUACUUAACAAGAUACCCAAGGAUGAGCUUACUGAAUGCAACGACAUGAUAGCCGGUCUACAAUCCGAAGGGGAGAAACUGUCCAAAGAGAUACUUCAGCAGUCGAUCAUCAUCAAGAAACUGCGGGCCAAGGAGAAGACCUCGGACACUUUGUUGAAAAAGAACGGUGAACAGAUCUCGCUUCUUUCCAGUGAGUCGGAGCGUCUGAAGCGCUCCCUGGCAGCCAAAGAGGAAAUGGAGCGGACCCAAAUCGAGGCUGUGUGCAAAAUGACCAGUGAGAAGCGUCGCGUUGAUGAGGAAAAUGCCGAACAGCGAUCUCGUAUAGAAGAUUUGCAAUCAAGACUUUCGGCCGUCGAGUCCAGUUUUGAUGCCCUUAAGGGUGACCUCCACAAACGAACGCGUCUGGAGCAGGAUAAUCUAAAGUCCGAGAACCAGGAGUAUUUACAACAGAUCAACGAUUUGCGAGAAAAACUACGCCUCACCGAACACAACCUGGCGAAACGAGAACAGCAAUUACGGGAUGAGAACCGCCAAUUGAUGCAACGUUUGGAGAUGGCAGAACUAAGGGCUGAGUCCUCCACACAGGAACUAAGUGAGACAACUACUCCACUAAUACGGCAGAUUGAGUCCCUGCAGAAAACUCUUAAUCAACGCUCGGAGAGUUGGCAAAAGGAAGAGCAGCAUCUUAUCCAACGGCUUGAGGAUUCACAAAUACAAUUGAGAUCACUGCAGCAAUUGGAAUCUGUGCAGGAUGAAAAGCAGGAGCUAAUGCGUGCACGUUGCAACUUGCUCGAGGAGAAGCUAUCGAAUGCUCUCCUACAAGCGGAAACAGCUAAAAACUCACUAAGGCAACAACUGGAGAUGGAACAUAGCAUCAAGGAAGAUGACCAUCAAAGGCAAUUGGCUACCCUAAGAGAUGAUCUUAGAUUGCAGAUGACCAAAAACGAACAGUUGGAACAGCACAUUAAGCAGCAACAGGAGGAAAAUCGAAUUUCUGCUGAACAGCAGCGGCAACAGAUGCUGGAGACCACGCCCGCUUCCCCUUCACUUCUCACCGUUGAGGCAGUUAAAGCAGCCACUGCCCAACAACAAAAAUCUCAUCCACGCUGCUCACCACCUCUCAGUCUAGCCGAUGACAGUGGCGGAUCCAACGAAGAGGCCACUUUGGGUGGCGGCAUACUUGAUUGGCAGGCAGAUGAUUUAGAUUGUGGUUCCAAUUCUGGUCGCCAGAACUCUGGCAUCGUACAGGGAGUGCAUCUUAGCUUCCUAUCAGCAAAUACCACCACGCUGGAGCAUCUUCAGGCUCUGCUCAAGCAGCGGGAUGGUGAAUUGACGCAUCUACAAUGGGAAUUAUCUCGCCUUCAGGCGGAACGUGGCGUACUUGAUGGCGAAAUAUCCACAUUAACUAUAGAAUUGGAGAUGCUCAAGGAGAAACUUAUCCCCUAUGAGGCCAUGGAGAAAUGUUAUGAGGAUCUGCAGCAUCGUUAUGAUGCCCUACUCCAAAUGUAUGGCGAGAAGGUGGAGCGAACCGAAGAGCUGGAGUUGGAUUUGACCGAGCUAAAGCAAGCGUAUAAACUGCAAAUUGAUGAGUUACUAGCAGCACCGCCACCAAAUCUCAAAAGACCCGGCAAGCAGACAUGAUUAAUGGAGGAAUUUAGGGCUUCUAUGUAUUUGCCAUGUCUGAACUAUUGAUUAAUGAAUCAGCGCCCCAUCCUUCCUCCAUGUAUUAUUCACGUCAAAAAGAAAGGCACACAACUAUAGAGAAAGAGAUGCAUUUGAAGAUAAUGCUGAUGGCCUUUAUUUGAUUUGUUUAUUUAUUUUUACACAUAUAUAUAUAUAUAUAAUUAUAGUUGUAUAUGUUUGUGUUCUGUUAAA
Molecule: messenger RNA, 3305 nt
Organism: Drosophila willistoni
Lineage: Eukaryota; Metazoa; Arthropoda; Insecta; Diptera; Drosophilidae
Gene: Tmf
Product: TATA element modulatory factor
Exons: 4
Coding region: 69-3071 (1000 amino acids)
Cellular component (GO): endoplasmic reticulum; Golgi apparatus
Source: RefSeq, a predicted model, not a curated record